Messenger RNA from Manduca sexta (tobacco hornworm), 7750 nucleotides. RefSeq names its product GTPase-activating Rap/Ran-GAP domain-like protein 3. Gene Ontology annotation, cellular component: cytoplasm. Gene Ontology annotation, biological process: activation of GTPase activity; regulation of small GTPase mediated signal transduction. The record is from RefSeq and is a predicted model, not a curated record. Gene Ontology annotation, molecular function: GTPase activator activity. NCBI's taxonomy places the organism in Eukaryota, Metazoa, Arthropoda, Insecta, Lepidoptera, Sphingidae.
GCUCCCGCACGCGACGCGUCCACAGCCGCGCUCCGGACCCGCGGGAAACUUCUUAUAAACAAUUCAACAUUAAACUCUGUGUCACGCGGUUAUACACAAAUAUAUGUACACUUUACUAACGAUGUGCAAGUUGGCAGGCCUAGGCUAUCGCGUGGUGGAGCGAGUUUGCCCUACUUACUAAUGUGAUUGUCGCCCUGUGUAAAUCUGACUUAAUGUGCUGACUUCUCUAUCACAUAAGUGUAACGUGAUUAACUGACCCUAUACGGAUUGUAACUUGACGGUGCAAAAUAUUAACUUAUUAUUAUUUUUGAGAAUUUUAGUGUACCCGUCCCUACCGACAAGAAUUGUCUCAACUAGUCGUCCAACUAAAGAUUAUAAUUAUUUUAAAAUUGAAGUGAUUUAAUUGUAUGGUAUUUUUUUAAUUGAAUGUUUUAAUAAUUUAGCUGCAGUUUGCGAGACAGGCCCGUUUCUAGUCACGUAAGAACCUUGAAGUUAAGUUAACGCAUACGUGGAACGUUUAUGUAAUAGAUCAACCAAAUAUAAUAUUUAGGUAUGUAAAACAUAACUCAAAUAUAACGAGUCAUAAAUUACAACGAACAAAAACCUUUGAAUUAUUAAGUGUAAUGCCAUUAACUGCCAGUUACUAAUGAACUAGGCACAGUUGAAAAACUCCGUAAUGAACUAAAGAACCACUUUGUACGCACAGAAAGUUUGCUAAAAGAUUAAUCAACCGUGACUCACAAAUAAGCUAAUUAAGUGUGGCACUGGAGACAAGCUAAUGAAUAAAGGGCUUCUUUGACAUUUUUUAUACAGCAACUGUGUUAAAACUAAUUAAAAACUGAUUUUGUGUACUUACUACACAAGUGAUCGACUACCUCUAACUGAUGAAUAAAAGAAUCAUAAAAAGCAUUCAAGAACUUAAUUUUGAAAAAGGAAUUAACGAAGGUGGAGAAGAUAAAGAAGCGAAUGGUGUGCGAUGGUGGUGCGAUGCUUUGCUUGGAGUCUCUGAUGGCGCGCUGGCGCGAGCGCAACGAGCGGGAGGGGGAGCGGCGCGCGCGCUCCCGCAGCCUCUGCUCCUCUGCAGGAGACGGCAGUCUGCUGCAGUUGUUGCAUAGACGGGCCAGUAGCGCUAUCUCGUCCGCGAGUGAAUUGAUCACCAGGCGAGGCGUUUUCUCCAGAAGACAAUAUGGUUCGGUGGAACAGUUGUCAGGCACAGGCGAUGCAAGCGGUGCGGUGGACGCAGUGGCUCGGCGCUAUCGACUCGAAAAUGGAAACUCCCUUGGGGAAAAAGAUGAGUUGUUUGGACCGCCGAGCGCGCCCGUUCUCGAGAAUCCCGAAUUCCAAACGAGAUGGUACUUCAAAUACUUUCUUGGCAAAAUGCAUCAAAACUACAUAGGAGUGGAUGGAUCGAGAGAACCGUAUCUACUAAGUAUAGUACAAGAAGGCGGGGCGGGACUUUUACGAGCAAUACUCUUCAACAAAAUGGGUGCCCACAAGAUAUACCUGCCUCCUAGUGCUUGGAGUGGAGGAGGCGGACAGACACCAACCCGGCCGACAGUCAAGCAGAUUUUAUCACAGUUUCCUGCCAUGGAACGUGUUGACAAAGUACCAAGAGAAGUUACAUGUGCCGAAAUUCAGAAAGACGUGCUUUUACUUGAAGAGCAAGAAGGAUCAGUUAAUUUUAAAAUUGGAGUGAUGCUAAUGAAACCAGGCCAAAAGACUGACGAUGAAAUGCUAUCAAACGAGAGGGGCGACGAGAAAUGGGAACGAUUUAUUUCACUUUUGGGAGAUAAAAUUCGAUUACGUGGCUGGAACCGCUUUCGAGGUGGCCUCGACGUUAAAGGUGAUAUGACCGGCAGCCAUUCUAUCUACACCAUGCAUCAGGGACACGAAAUCAUGUUCCACGUUUCCACCAUGCUACCGUUCUCCAAAGAUAAUAAGCAACAGCUGGAAAGAAAGCGUCACAUCGGCAACGACAUUGUGAACAUCGUGUUUACGGACGACACCGUUCAUAAUACUUUUAAUCCGCAGUGUGUCAAGAGCCAUUUCACACAUAUCUUCGCAGUGGUGUCGGAAGUUGAAGGCGAAGGUUACAGGCUCAGCGUGUACAGCGACGACACGGUACCUCCAUUUGGACCGUCACUACCCUGCCCGCCAGUCUUCAACGACCCACAACUCUUUAGGGAGUUUUUGUUGGUGAAAUUAAUGAACGGAGAAAAAGCGGCGUUCCAGACUCCAACGUUUGCUUUGAAGCGUCAGCGAACCCUCGACACUCUCAUAAGGGACAUAUACGCUGAGCACUGCGCCGAUCACAAGGUGCCAAUGCUAUCUCGUCGAGCGCUAUCAGACGUAUGGUCUGGCGGGGCGGGCGCGGGCGGUGCGGGGGCCGCGCGCACUGAACGCUUUCUACACGUGGGACAAGCGCUCAAACUCGACGCCGUGCUCCGCGGCGAUGCUCCGACCAGCUUAGUGUCUACAGGAUGCGGUGGUUCCCGUCGCGCGCCAUGGGAGGGCAGAGUAUGGAGAUCAGCACCUCUUCCAGCGACACCCGUCUGCGCAGAACAACUCUCGGAAGGACGACUGUUGCUAUCCACUACUUCCAACACGUACAUUUUGGAAGAAAGUGGAACAACACGAGUUGUACUACGAUGGGAGGGUUGCGUCCGAGCGGCUCGGGUGAGCGAACGCGUCGGUCUGUUCCGCGUCGGCGCAAGAGUGACGGUCGGAGGAGGGUCCACAACAGGAGGAGCAGGCGGUGCGGGACUUUACGCGCUGCCUUUGCAAGAGCUGUGCGCAGGCGCGUGGGCCAUGCGACCUUUACAAGACUGCAAGCAUGCAAGACUACCAAGAACCAAGACGGCGCAUUAUUUCGAUCUACUAGAAACUGGUGAAGGCGGUAAAACAACAUUAGCCGUAGCAAUCGGGAGAAGAGUAAUGCUCAUGCUCGAAGAAUCCAAGACUGAUUGCGAGAUGGGAUUCGAAUACACACAUAUCAAGGAUAUCCAACUCAGUGAAUCGCCAUGUUUGAUCAAACUUAUGGACGGGGAAGUAGGCGUAAUGGUGGUCGGAUAUAAGCAUCAUUGGGAACUUUUGGAACUGAAUACCGGACAGGCCCUGAAACGAGCCGAAAAUUCCGAAGACAGCGGCCCUCGACGCGGGACCUUAGUGAAUGCUUUGCGUAUUGGCGACGAGAGAGAUGGACAGAUUGUGCUAUGCUACAAUCAUACAUGCCAUUUCGAACGGUUCACUAGUAAAGGACUGGAAAAUGACGGUGAAUACGAUUUCCAUUGGACAACCGUUCCUGCUGCAGUUGUAUGCGCUUUCCCAUACAUCAUGGCGUUUGCUGAAGACUUAUUAGAAAUCAGACUUGUGGCGAAUGGGUCCUUAGUCCAUGCAGCGUGCAUACCUGGGCUGAAGCUGUUAUGCGGCCGAAGGGAUAUUUUCUACGUGGCGUGCGCCCCGGAGUACGUGCCGUUGAGUCGCGAGAUCGACCCGUGCCUCGGCUUGCACGACUACGAGCUCGUCAAGCAGAUGAGCAAGGCCAGCCCAUACUCAGUCGACGAAGACGAGACCCAUGACAAUAGAGGAGAAGCAUGCGCCCCCAAUAACCGUACAUCAGAGGACAAUUCAGCGUCAAGCAGAAGCAGUUCGAUAUCGUCCGACCAGGAGAACAUCAGACCGCCGUUGCAGCGCAUGGCGCCCGUGUCACCGCCCACGUCGCCGCAAGUGCUUCCGGAGAACAGUGGUCGAUGCGUUCGAAUCUACAAAAUCCCCCAAAGCAACCUCAGCGCCGGCACAUACCAACGGCAAUCUGUGUCUGCUGACCAAGUCGUUACUUCGUAUUUUUCUGACAGGCCGAACAGUAUGCGACAGCGACUAGCCGAGCUAAGACUGGACAGCAAGUCAAGGGGUGGAGGCGACGAAGAGACAUUAUAAACGCUGACUCAUCAAGUUUUUGCCGUAGUUAGGUAUUGAAUACGGAAACAGGUGCACAAUUUUAAAGUAUGUUUAGAAUAUACAAAAAGAAAACUUAUUAUACAUACUAUUAUGAAUUUUAAAAGUUGUUGUUGUUCAACUUAAUAUGUACAGGGUUAAUUGUAAAGCACUACAAUCCUGAAGUUCAGUACAACGUUAUAAAGUAAUGCAUCUAUUUUUUUUAUAAGAAAAUAAUUAAGGUUCUCUUGGGUUGGAUGGUAGAAAACAAGGAAACCAUGUUACAUUGUUCUUAUAUUGAUAUAAUUUUGUUCGAAAUAUAAACAUGUUAUUGAAAAAACAAAUUGUACUGAUGUAGUUCAAGUAGAUAGAGAUUAGCGGCAAUUCACAUUUAACCCUGUAUAGUGUACGAUAGAUUCAUUUGUAUUCCCGUAGUGAAAUUACAUGUCGCAUGUUCUCGUAGAAAGUAGAUUUUGUGAACAAAACUUUGAAUGAAAAGAAUGUGAUAUACUGAUAUGUGUGAAACGUAGUCAUCAGAUAUAUAAUACGUAUAAUAAAGUAGCACCUACGCGUAGAUCAAAUAUCUAUUUUACGUUGGCUAAUAACAUAUUUUAUUACUGUUACAAAUUCAGAAUAUAAACAGAUAUAAUAUUUACAUAAGCUAAAUAAAUCACAUAUUUUAAAAUAUAUGUGUUGCUAGUAAAGUUGGAUAUAUAUACAGAUUGAAUGUGCACAAAAAAUGCUCAAACAUAUUGGCGGAAUAAAAUUUUAACUUUCAUGAAUAUAUUUAAUAAUAACUGGGUCGUUCGAUGUUUGUAAAACAAAUUAAGAAAUAUGAUAAGGAAUUUUACGACACUAUAUAUUUAUAAAUAACUAUAUAGCAUGUACAGUGUAUGUAUUGACGUCUAUUUAAUAUGUACUAAGAUUAUCAAAGAAUCUCAUAUUACCUAAUCGUACUCUUAUUCUAGUCACACGACUUGUGCAACAUGUAAGACAUAAAGUGAUGUAUAAUAGUUCUGUAUAAGGUUAAAUUACUAUUACACUAGACUACGCCUUCGUGUGGACGAAACUUCAUACAAUGAUAAAGUAGGCAAACACAAUAUCCUCACUGUGCUACUUAGCAUUACCAUAAUUCCUUUCUAAUCAGUCAUGCUUGUCAGUCUGAACUGAGAGAUUGUUAUAAUUAGUCUUGUAGAAACUUAUUCCUAAAUACAUUACGGUUUAUGAUUAUACGCCUCUAUUUUGCAAAAUUGGUUGAAUGCGCAAGAUGUGCUACCAUUUAAUAUCGUAUACCACAGCACCCCAACUGGUAUACCAUAAACACUGUUGUUUUUUAAAUUUUCAAUCCUUAUACAUAUUUAAAGAAAUUUGUUAUGGAGAUAGUUUGCACACCCGAGGAGGUCAUAGACUACUUUCUAUUUCGGGAAAAUGUAUUUUGGGGCCUUCACCCUGGAUAAUUCUAUCACGCUGCCAAAGUCGCAAGCUAAAUCAUGUCAUAAUAAUAAUGGAGAUACUAAGUUAGUACCCACGUAUAGUUUAUAAUUGGUAUUGGUAUUCUAAUACGUUCCGUGUGUAAAAUAGCAUGUUUCGCCAAAACCAGAGGCAUUCAUUUUAAUUUUUCUAAAUACAGAUACAAUGUCAUAGUAAUUAUUAUAAUAAGUACUGCAAAUUUUAAGACAUCUGUAUUAAAUACUAUUUUGUUUUAAACUUAUCUCAUACUUUUUCAAGAAAGUAGUGUAAUGUUUUUCUUCACAUAAUUAAUUAAAUAGUUUGAAGUUUCGUUCACAUUUAAUGGAUAACUAUGAUAACAUUACUAUCUCUUAAAUCUAUUCUACAACAGAAAAGAAGUGCCAUCCAAUUAUUUGGUUAUCUAUCUAGACUAAUAUAAAAAAAAACUGUAAUAUUUUGCGAUGCAAGAGAAUUGAAAUCUUAUUUAAGUGUUAGUACACAUUCUUGAUGUAAAUAAUAAUAUAUUCUUAGUAUUAAGCGUAUUCAGAUGUAUUAAAUAAAUGGAUAUAUACUAGGAAUAAUUAUAGCAGACAUAAAUAUUAGAUGAAAACGCUGAUAUUUUUAUGAUUGUGUCGAUGUUGGUAUUGUAACUUUAAAUAAAAGUAUUGUGUACUUCUAUUUGUUGUAGCGUGACAUAAUGGAUAAACAGGGAUGUUUUUGAGCGGUCGUAGUGAAGCAAUUGUUUUAAUAACUUCAUCUUCAUAAACUUUGAUUGCAGCACCGGAAUUUGAUGUUUUCAAUACCACGUGUAUUUGCGUGAUAAUAAUAAACCACUGUUCAUAGUCUGUUGUUAGAACUAUACAGCCCAAAAUUGAUGUAUAUUUGACGAUGGAGGCAAAAUUAAAUUUCACCCCAUUAAUGUAACCCAUCCCAUUCCUAAAAGAUAAUGGCAUCAACAACAACAUAGAAUCCCAUGUAUGGUAGAUAUGAAAAAAUAUCAGCGUUACUAAUUCAAAUUUGAAUGUAUUUUGAUGUUAUGUGAUGAAAUUUUUAAUAAAAUUACCAAAGAAAAAAAGAACCAAACUGAUAGAUAGUAAGAUUAUAAACAUAAGUGUAUAGAAAUAUAAAAAAUGUUAAUAACGUUACGGUAAUUAUAAAAAUAUAUAUAUAGCAACCUUUCAAACUAACUUGUAACAAUAUUACCAGAUCUGAAAUCCUACUUAACCUUUUAUGAAUAAACUAAACUUAAAUUUGCUACGGAAUUGUUUAAAACUAAAGUACACAUUUGAGUUUAUACAUGUGGGUAUCUAAUACUUGCAUUCUCCUUAUUGACUAUUAUAAAUGGAUAUGUAUGUCAUCUUAGAAAAUAUUUCCUAUAAAUAUUAAGUAGUAAGUAUUUAUGAAGAAAUCAGACUAAUGCAUAGAUAAUAAGACUGUUAUUAACACAAGCCUUUCCAAUGGUCUAUCUACCUAUGAAUACUGUAUUUGAGCAUUAACAUAUAAACUUUUCUCUCAUACUUAUCAAUAUAAUUUUAACUAAAAUUAUCAAUAUUUGGGAAGUACAAUUCUUAAGACUAAAUACCUCCAACAAAAUUAAAAUAUAAUAUGUAUAUUUAAGAACAACUUACCUACGUGUAGUUGGUGUUUUACAUUAAAAAGCAUAGACCAGGUACGAUAUAUCCAUAUUAAUAUAAUUCAGAUAAAAAUAAUUGAAAGCGUAUCCUGAACCGCGGGGCUCACGUUUAUUCCCUAGCCAUGCCGAUCUAUUUCGAAUUCACGUCCUCGCGGCUUAUUUACCGUUGUAAUCUAUCUCUUAAAUGCAUCAUUACGAAUGUAGGCGACACCAAACCCUCGCACUGGUCAAGGCAUUGAGCUAUCGUAACAUUUGAACCAUGAAAAUGAUCAUCAAUAAAUUACUCAAUAAUUUUUAUUAAUUUCCAAGUAAUUAACAGCAAUUUUCAAUAAUCGAUCCCAAUCUUAAUCUUCGAUUCGUUUUGGGAAUAAACCAAUCAAGACAAGUCAUUUGUAAGUAUGUCAAAAUAUUUUUGCUCUGAUUGGUCUAUUUUCAAGAUGGACCGUUUAUUGAAAACGGCGGUAAGUCGGUUAGCUUAUAAAGGAUAUACAUAUAUAUUAGAAACGAUCGACAUCUUUUAUGGUAUAUAAAUUGAAUUUUUACUUGAUAUACAAAAUUCAAGUUGUUUUGCUGACGGAACUUAAUAUGGUAACGCACAUUUUACUCCUUUAAUGGGACAAGUUGGUAAGAGUGAAAAUUGGGUGCUCCUGGAUACGUAGCUAAAAAUCAAAGGUACUACCCAAGAUUCACGAGCUUAAUUUAAUUAUUGUAACAUAUCGAGGUUUUUCCCCAAAA